Molecule: messenger RNA, 3239 nt
Organism: Orcinus orca (killer whale)
Lineage: Eukaryota; Metazoa; Chordata; Mammalia; Artiodactyla; Delphinidae
Gene: MECR
Product: mitochondrial trans-2-enoyl-CoA reductase
Exons: 10
Coding region: 1-1155 (384 amino acids)
Biological process (GO): fatty acid metabolic process
Cellular component (GO): mitochondrion
Molecular function (GO): trans-2-enoyl-CoA reductase (NADPH) activity
Source: RefSeq, a predicted model, not a curated record
AUGACGUAUCUCACAGCGUCAGGCUCUGAGUUAACCGGAGGAAGCAUGUGGGUCUGCGGGGCGCGAACCCCGGCUCAGCUGCGGCGGCGGCUGUUCCCCGCGUUCCGCCGCCGGCCACCUGCUGCCGCCGCCUUCUCCGCAUCUGCCGAGCCCUCCCGGGUCCGGGCGCUGGUCUAUGGGCACCACGGGGACCCAGCCAAGGUCGUCGAACUGAAGAACCUGGAGCUGGCUGCUGUGGGCGGAUCAGACGUCCAUGUGAAGAUGCUGGCAGCCCCUGUCAAUCCAUCUGACAUUAAUAUGAUCCAAGGAAAUUAUGGCCUCCUUCCCAAGCUGCCUGCCGUUGGAGGGAAUGAAGGUGUUGGACAGGUCGUAGCAGUGGGCAGCAGUGUGACCAGGGUGAAGCCAGGAGACUGGGUGAUUCCAGCGAAUGCUGGUUUGGGAACCUGGCGAACCGAGGCUGUGUUCAGCGAGGAAGCGCUCAUCUCGGUUCCGAGUGACAUCCCUCUUCAGAGCGCCGCCACCCUGGGCGUCAAUCCCUGUACGGCCUACCGGAUGCUGAUGGACUUCGAGCAGCUGCGGCCAGGGGAUUCUGUCAUCCAGAAUGCAUCCAACAGUGGAGUGGGGCAAGCAGUCAUCCAGAUCGCCGCAGCCCUGGGCCUGAGGACCAUCAACGUGGUCCGAGACAGACCUGACAUCCAGAAGCUGACCGACAGACUGAAGAAUCUGGGGGCCCAUCAUGUUGUCACAGAAGAGGAACUAAGAAAGCAUGAGAUGAAAAACUUCUUUAAGGACGUGCCCCAGCCUCAGCUUGCUCUCAACUGUGUCGGCGGGAAAAGCUCCACGGAGCUGCUGCGGCACUUGGCGCCUGGAGGAACCAUGGUGACCUAUGGGGGGAUGGCCAAGCAGCCUGUCAUCGCCUCUGUGAGCCUGCUCAUUUUUAAGGAUCUCAAACUUCGGGGCUUUUGGUUAUCCCAGUGGAAGAAGGACCACAGUCCAGACCAGUUCAAGGAGCUGAUCCUCACGCUGUGCGAUCUCAUCCACCGAGGCCAGCUCACGGCCCCUGCCUGCUCCGAGGUCCCACUGCAGGACUACCAGCGUGCCUUAGAAGCGUCCAUGCAGCCUUUCGUGUCUUCCAAGCAGAUCCUCACCAUGUGAUGUGAUAAUCCCAGAGGAGCCGGAGCCAAGUGGGAGGGGAGACGGACCAGCAGGACUGGUUUCGGGCCCCCCACUUGGGGCCCCUCCGCCUUACGCAGGCUGCUCCUCUCCCCACGGUCACUUCUGAGGCGGACAAUUGGGAGGCCAGCCAAGGCUUUCCCUGGGGCCAGCCUCCGGGUAUCUAAUAAAGUCCGAACUUCUUAAAAAAAAAAACAAAAACCAAUAGAAGUCACCCCUAAUAAGAAGGACCAUCCCUUGCCAGCUCCCAGCACUAGAAGCCCCCGUUGCCCACCCUCCACCUGUCCUCCAGCCAUCACUUCCUGACCGCCCUGAAAGCAAAGCCUUGGCGGGGCUGGCAGGUACAAAAGCCAGUAAAACAGAUCUCUGCCCUCAAGCCCUCCAAGCCCACAGAGGAGAAUCUUCUAAAAAGGAAGGUUUGACUCAUUCUCAGGUGGCCUUCGGCUCAAGCUGGGACGGGGAGGAUCAGCUCCACAGAGGAGUGAAUGCCAGGCUGAGAAACCAAGGAAACGGGGUCUCAGGUGCCUGGACCAUCCUCAUGGAACUUCCAUUCUAACUGGGGAGACAGAUGUUACACCAGUGGUUCUCAGCCUGAGCUCAUUUUGCUCCCAGGGGACACUGCGGUUAUCAUAAUUGAGGGGCUGAUACUAGUGCCUAGUGAGUAGAGGUCAGUGAUGCUGCUACAGCAUCUCACUGUGCACAGCACAGCCUCCCUCAGCAAGGGCUUAUCCAGCCCAAAUGUCCACAGUGCCGCUGUUGAGAAACCCCACAUCAAACCACUGGUCCCACGACAGUUACCAUAGUGAUGAGUGUGCAAAAGAAGACAUGCGUGAAGUGCUGUGAGCGCCUAACCAAGGUCCUGUCCUAGGCCUCCCUGAGGUGAAGCUUGAAAGUGGGCUCUGAAAAAUGAGUAGCUUUAUUCAGACAAAGAGAAGAGUUUGACACUAUGUGAGUUUUUGGUGUUUGCUUCAUGAUCCACUCACUCAAAGCAAAGAACCAGAGGCUUUGGGGUGUCUCCCUCAUCACCUGGCCCUCUGUCCCUGAGCUCUAGAGCCUAACUGCGGGGGGACAUACUGAGAGCCUAGCAUGUGCCUGAGGCCAGGGCUGCCCGUGAGUGACGUGGGGCUGGCCCACAAGUAGCUAAGCCUAGUUAGUGCACAGCAUACUCACGAGGCCGCUGAUACGGAGGUGUUCGGAGGGCCGUGGGGACACAGAAGCUCUGCCUGAGGGUUUAAGGAAGGCCUCCCAGAGGAAGUAUGGUCACAGCCAAUCUUAAGGCCCAGCAGGAGAAGGUGUACCAAGCAAAGCCAACAGCACUCGUGAGAGUCUGGCAGACCUGGAGAGCCUAGCAGUCGGGGAACUGCCCACAGGCAAGUAGAGCUGCUGCCUAGGACGUGGGGGGAGUAUGAAAGACUGAGAUGGGAGCAGUGGGCAGCAGUCAGAGCAGGAAGGCUCAGGACUUGCCCCCAAGACAUGGGGGAGGCACUGAGGGAUUUUAGGCAGUGGAGUGAUGUGGAAAACUGGCUCUGAAGGCUAGUUACAUGCCAGCACAUACCUGGGCCCCGGCAUCAUCCUCUUGUCUUCGGCAGCAUCUUGUGUGUCCUCUGGAGAAAAGGACUCAGCUUCAUCCUGGGGCUGGGAAAGGUCUACAGGUGCCCUCUGGGUAAGAUUUGCCACCUUGUACACCUGGGCUCAGAAUCAGCCGCAGCUCACCCAAGUCCCUCCCGUUCUGUAUCCUCAAGGUUAGUGGGAUGGAUGAUUUGUGCAGUUGGUCAAUGGGGGAAAGUGCAGAAAGUCUGAGAGGGAGUGGGAGGCUGCCCAAAGCCUACAGGAGUGCAAGUUAGGAUUAGGUUCUGCAGGGGGACUCCACAAGGUUGGGCUUAGGGGAUGUGAUGAGCCUGCAGCCAUGGAGAAGGAUCGGGCCCCUGGUAGAGACUCAGAGUGGGCAGACAGGUGGGAGGAAGGUUCAUAGCACCACGUCACGGUUAGAGACCUCGGGGGUGUGCAGAGUGUCCCGGGAAUAGUACCUCUGGGGGUCUGGAGCUGAUUUUUUAUUUUUUUAUUUU